Molecule: messenger RNA, 524 nt
Organism: Gossypium raimondii (Peruvian cotton)
Lineage: Eukaryota; Viridiplantae; Streptophyta; Magnoliopsida; Malvales; Malvaceae
Exons: 2
Coding region: 134-445 (103 amino acids)
Source: RefSeq, a predicted model, not a curated record
UUUAGACGGUCAAUCUACGAGAGUGACCAAAGACCACCUUUGGAUACAAUUUUUGCCUCGUAAUGGCAUUGAUUUGUCAUCCCUGGUGGAAUUAGAAUGCAAAGAAACUGAGGUUUCUGGAUCCAGCACAGAUAUGUUGAAGGAAAGAUUUGAAAUUGAGGUUGCAUUCGAAAUCUGGGGCAUCAAUUCCAUGGUGAAGAAAUGCGGGGCUCGAAUAGUGUAUGAGGAAGAUUUGGAAGAGAUGGACCAAACCAUACAUGAACAUAGCGGGUCAACUUCUUCAAAUUUUGAUGAUAUGCAUUCAAACAGUGGAUCAAACGGGAAUAAUAAUGGCGCUCUUGUCAAGAGAAAAUGGUUGAAUGCGAAAGCAGGCGAUCAGCGGAACAAAACUCUAUUUUGUCGAAUCUGUCAAUCAUAUGUUGUAAACCAUCGACUACUCUCCUAGCUUUACAUUGUUUUAUCCAUUUUCUUUCAUAUGGAUUUAUCUUUUUCGGACAACUUGUGUUUCAAUUUUGUUAUAGACG